AUGAUAUGCUCUGUGAAGGAGCACAGCAAAGAAAGUGUCCCCGUUUUCUGGGCCCGAGGGAGGCACUAUGAUGUCGGGUACCGAAUUGGCCAACUCACCCAGGACCUGGUUCAGGAGUGCGUUACCCAGAAUGCAACAUUACAGCAAAAGUUGCUGCCGUUUUAUAACACCCAAGACGGACACAGAGUGGUUCAAAACUUUCUGAACACAACCAAAGCGGUGUUUCCCCAGUAUAUUGAUGAAUUAAAAGGGACGGCUGAUGGUGCAAAAGUCAGCUUCAUUGAGUUAUUUCUUUAUCACAUAGAGAAUGAACUCAAGGAACGAUUAAACAUAAGAACAGAACAGGAGGGAUGCACAGAUAUACUGAUAAACUUACCGGAAGCUCACGUGACUGCUCACUCGGAGGACGUCAGGCCAAGUUUUCUCAACAAAUGCUUCAUUGUGCAGGUUGUCAUUGUGUCAGAUGUUACGGGUGAAGAAGUGGAAAACUUCACAGCAUUCACGUAUCCAGGUAGUCCAUGUUGUAUAGAUGUAUAG
Molecule: messenger RNA, 537 nt
Organism: Lingula anatina
Lineage: Eukaryota; Metazoa; Brachiopoda; Lingulata; Lingulida; Lingulidae
Product: beta-alanyl-dopamine/carcinine hydrolase-like
Source: RefSeq, a predicted model, not a curated record